Molecule: messenger RNA, 3305 nt
Organism: Ectocarpus sp. CCAP 1310/34
Lineage: Eukaryota; Phaeophyceae; Ectocarpales; Ectocarpaceae
Source: the annotation of a GenBank genome assembly
UUUCCCAUCACUCACACGCCUUCCCUCGCACUCGGUUCAUCUUUUCGGUUUCUCGCGACCUCUCUCCCACAACAAACAAGGCCACAGGUACUACAACAAUCGCAAUGGCAGGACCAGCUUCAUCCAAGGCCGACAUCCACGACUUGGCGGAUUCUACUGACUUGACGGGCAAACGAGUCUUCGUGCGGGUGGACCUGAACGCCCCGCUGUCGAAGGACUCGCCGCCCGCCGUGACGGACGCCACGCGCCUGAAAGGGGCGUGCCCCACCAUCGAGUUCUUGGCCGACCAGGGAGCCCGGGUCAUCCUCGCGAGCCAUCUCGGCAGGCCCAAGAAGAAGGUGGUGGAUUCGCUCCGCAUGGAUCCGGUGGCCGCCAGGCUUUCCGCGCUUCUCGGCAAGGAGGCGAAGGAAGUGAUCAAGAUGGACGACUGUGUCGGAGCCGCGGUGGAGGAGCGCAUCUCGUCAAUGGGGAAUGGCGACAUCAUGCUGUUGGAAAACGUCCGAUUCCACUCCGGCGAGGAGGGCAACGACGAGGAGUUCAGCAAGCAGCUGGCGGCGCUGUGUGACUACUACGUCAAUGAUGCCUUCGGAACUGUGCACCGCGCCCACGCGUCCACCGCGGGCAUCACCAAGUUCGUCGAGCGCAAGGUGUCCGGCUUGUUGAUGGAGAAGGAGCUCAAGUACCUCAAGGGAGCCGUGGACAAUCCCGUCCGGCCAAUGGCGUGCAUUGUGGGGGGUGCCAAGGUGUCCUGCAAGAUAACGGUGAUCGAAGCUCUGAUCGAAAAGUGUGACGUCAUCCUCCUCGGGGGCGGCAUGAUCUUCACCUUCUACAAGGCCAAAGGACUCGGAGUCGGGAAGUCCUUGGUGGAAGAUGACUUUGUCGAGCUCGCGGCUAGGCUGAUGGAAAAGGCGGAGGCGAAUGGUGUCAAGUUGCUGCUUCCGGAGGACGUCGUCGUUGCCGACAAGUUCGCCGCAGACGCGGAGUCAGACGUCGUCGCGGCCGACAGCAUUCCGGAGGAGUGGAUGGGGCUAGACGUGGGGCCGAAGACUACUUCGUCCUUCGAGGAGGCCUUGGCUCCAUGCAAAACAAUUGUGUGGAACGGACCGAUGGGGGUGUUCGAGUUCGACAAGUUUGCCGUGGGAACGUUCGCCGUGGCCAACUGCCUGGCCGACCUCACCUCGAAGGGAGCGAUCACCAUCAUCGGAGGCGGAGACUCGAUUGCCGCCGUGGAGAAGGCCGGCCUUGCUGACAAGAUGUCCCACAUCUCCACCGGCGGCGGGGCCAGCCUCGGCCUGCUCGAGGGCAAGGAUCUGCCGGGGGUCAGCGCCAUCGAGGAAAAAACGGCGCGACCUAUGUGAAUGGACGGUGCACACAUGAUUGUUGUGCUAUCUGUUGGUUGCGCUUUGCCGCAUUCUUGACUGUUUUUCUGCGGGAACCGUGGUGAAAGUGCUGCUGCUCUCCCUUUGCCGCCUGCCACAUGGCAAGCAGCGUAUAUCUCGGCAGGGCUGGCCGAAGAUUUUGCUACCCACUUCUCGUCCGGCUGCUGAAAAAUUUGAAACGGGUGGGGUAUAGUGUGUCCUCAGCGCCUCCUGAAAGAUGAAAGUGCGCCCACACGCCUGCUGGCUGGUACGCGGGCCGUUCGUGUUGGUUCCGUUAGGUAGAGGUAUGCGAACUUGACUACGUGAGUGCUUCUGUGGUUGGCAAGUGAUUGGUGAAACAAUCGGGGAUUCCGGGGGCUGGUGAACACCUACCUGCGGUAAACUAGAGGGUGUGUGUGACAUGCAAACUGCAGCCUGUCAGUACGAGGGUAGACCGUGCUUGCUUCUCGUGUGCGCGAAACUGUCCUCCCGAAGGAAAAGUUUCCCUGUGCGUGUAUAUCGGUCAACCAUUGAUCGAUCCUUGUUCUAUCCGCAGUUGUAAGAAGAGGCGAGAAAGGGACGGCGCGUCAACAGUGAAUCAUUGGGUUCUGAGAUGUUUUGGUUUCUCUCGGCUUGCCCCAAUCGCCUGUAGGUACCAUGUUGGUCGUCCUUGCCGGCAGCACGAGAGAGAGCGACCACUCCUCUCUCAAUGUCAAAUAUUGGAUGUGAGGCCUUAAACAGGAGUUGUGUUGUGCGCUGUGCGUGGUGGUGUUUUUGUGACCAACGGAUGCACCCAAAUGACCCGACGAGACUCGAAAUUCAAAAUGACGUGGUCGGUAGUAAAGUGCGUUCGUACCGAUGACACAUCCUGCAAGAGCACGGGCGGCCAACGUUCACCUGGCGAAGGAUCGACCUGAAUGAAGUCGGUACAUUUUCAACCCUCGCUCUUUGUUGGAUCGAAAAAGUCAAGUGUAAAUCAGUUUUUUACGGCGGCGCGAAGUUGAGAUGGACAUAGCACUCACAGUUCCAUUCGGAGAACUUUCGGUGAUGAAGCGACACCGCCGACUAUAUAGUAGCGGAAUCCCGCCUCAUUAUAUUGCUUUUGACCGAGUCAACGCGGCAACGUAAUGGUUUGAGUCAAAUGAAAAAACCAUCAUUGGGAAGCUCCAAGAGACACUAGGUCUUGAGCGUGGAGGUCUGCCUUUUGUGAUCUUUGGUCACACCUCGGCGAGGGGGUCCGACAGAAGUCACACGCCGGUCGAUCGGACGAGCGUGCAACGACACCAAGUGCCACGUGCGAGUGUCGUAACUUUGUAGUACCACAGACUCGUCUGAAGCGCGUGAUAACUUGGUUUCAAAAUUGCCUUCGCACAUUGUGACCUACAGCGGGAGGCUUCUCCCUCAUGACAAGCUUGACGACCCUAGUUACGAGCCAAUUUUUCUCUGCUCAUGGUACACUCGACACGACACGUGUUCAUACUGGCUCCGACUCCCCUCUUGAUUUUUUUCUCUGAGCGAGGCCCCAGAGAGCCGAGACUCAAGAAAUACCAAGGGGAGGCCUCUCGUCUAGCGCAAAAAACCCUGUCGUCAUAUCCUGCCCCCCGAAAAGGUCGAGUGACAUGAGGAAAACUACAGCAAUUCCCCUACGCGACACGUGUUCAUACUGGCUCCGACUCCCCUCUUGAUGUUUUUCUCUGAGCGAGGCCCCAGAGAGCCGAGACUCAAGAAAUACCAAGGGGAGGCCUCUCGUCUAGCGCAAAAAACCCUUCCAAUUAUCGUCAUUUCCUGCCCCCCGAAAAGGUCGAGUGAGAUGAGGAAAACUACAGCAAUUCCCCUACGGGUCUAUCCUCCGACGUAGCUAGCCAACUUCCGCGUGAUCCUCCAAGGUAAGGUCCUGUGUCCCUUGCCGUGUCAUCCAGUGGACUCGCGUCUACCAGAAUUCUUGAA